This is a messenger RNA of Antechinus flavipes (yellow-footed antechinus), 378 nucleotides long. RefSeq names its product 60S ribosomal protein L37a-like. The record is from RefSeq and is a predicted model, not a curated record. Bases 1 to 378 code for a protein of 125 amino acids. Lineage: Eukaryota; Metazoa; Chordata; Mammalia; Dasyuromorphia; Dasyuridae. Gene Ontology annotation, biological process: translation. Gene Ontology annotation, cellular component: ribosome. The transcript has a single exon. Gene Ontology annotation, molecular function: structural constituent of ribosome.
AUGCAUGUGGCUAAACAUACCAAGAAGGUCAGAAUUGUUGGUAAAUAUGAAACACAUUACAGUGUAUCCCUCAGAAAAAUGGUGAAGAAAAUUGAAAUUAGUCAGCAUGCCAAGUAUACCUGCUCCUUCUGUGGCAAGACGAAAAUGAAGAGACAGGUAGUGAGUAUCUGGCUUUGUGGAUCCUGUAUGAAAAUAGUAGCUGAUGGUGCAUGGACCUACAAUAUCACCUCUACAGUCACAGUCAAAUCUACCAUCAGAAGACUAAAGGAAGUGAAAGACCAGUGGAAUCUUUAUCAAAUAUCUGUAGCCCAUAGUCCAACAAUAAAUGGGUUAAUUUAUGGGGGAAAAAACAAAGAAGAAGGGCUGUCCCUUCUUUAG